Messenger RNA from Soboliphyme baturini, 915 nucleotides. The record is from the annotation of a GenBank genome assembly. Lineage: Eukaryota; Metazoa; Nematoda; Enoplea; Dioctophymatida; Soboliphymatidae.
AUGAAGUCGUAUAUUCGUCUACGCCUUUCUGAAACAAAGGCAUUGUUUUGGUCUAUGUUUUACAAUGAUCAUUGCGAUUUAAACUAUGCGAUCGACACUUUGUUUGAGCCCAUGUUUUGGUUCGUUGAUAACUAUGUGUCUUUUCUCGGCAAGGCCUUCACUUUGUUUCUUUUCUGUAUGGUAGUUAUAGUCAUUCUCAUUGGCUACUUUAUCGUUGCGCCGUACGAAUGGCAACGAAGACCGACGAUCGAAAUCGUCGCCUAUUUGGUUAUCGGCCAUUGGUUACUGAUAAACUUCCUAUUCAACUAUUACAUGGCUUACGUUGUGAAGCCCGGAUUUGUAAUGAAAGGGCGUUUCAUUGACAACGCAGUUAGUAUGUGCAAGCAUUGUAUAAGUCCUAAGCCACCACGAACUCAUCACUGUUCUAUUUGCAAUAGAUGCAUCCUGAAAAUGGAUCACCACUGUCGAUGCUUGUAUAUCCUGGUCGGAAUGCGCUACACAUUCGUUGACCAUUACUGGCUGGAAUCGGCAGGAAAUCAGAGCAGUGCUUUCGGUGCGAAAACUGUAAGGUACUGCAUUCUUGUCGAUUACCUGACCGUAUGCGGUAUGGUGCUCGGUCUCUUGGCACUGAUAUGCUGGCAUGCGCAUCUGAUUUCUCACGGUGAGACAAGUAUCGAGCGGCAUAUCAACGGGACUAUGCGAACAAAAUAUAAGAACUAUGUCAAUCCUUACAACUUUGGCGUUUCGCGAAAUUGGAAGAAGUUUUUGGCUAUUAAUAACUUCCACAAGAACUUACUCUUUAAUGUGCUUCUGCCGUCGAUCUAUAAAGCAGAAGGAAAUGGUAUUUACUGGGAAACCGUUGACAAUGUCAAUGCCUGGCUUCAUGAUUCGAAUUAUGGCGACAAGAACAGGUGA